UGAGAACCCGCAGGCACUCGACGAAAUGGUGUCAGUGGUGGAAGUACUGUGUCUCCUCCUGGUCUCUGCGUUAUGGGGAGCCACCAACCCCUUCCUCAGGAAAGGAACCGAGGGCAUCGAGAGCGUUCGGAAAGGAGACAAGAUCUCCCAGUUCCUGGCUGAAAUCAGGUUUUUGUUCCUCAACGUCAAGUAUCUGGUGCCAUUUCUGCUGAACCAGAGCGGCUCCGUGGUCUUCUACCUCACCCUCGCGACAACAGAUUUGUCCGUGGCCGUGCCGAUGGUCAACUCGCUCAGCCUCGUGUUCACGAUGUUCACCGGGAAGCUGCUCGGGGAGAAACUUGGAGGAAAAAGUGCGGUGUUGGGGAUGGUGCUCACUACAGCUGGUGUGACCCUGUGUGUGUUGAGCUCCGUCUCAGAGGCCGACAGUGUUGGAGUCCACACCACGCCAUGAAUCCAGACCGGAAUGAUCUUUCUGUCCUGGUGAACAUCAGUCCUCUGUGUAGGACGCGUUUCUGGAUCGAUACUCCUUUUAACCUGGCAUUACCGUGUGGUGUGUUGUCAUCAUCGUUUGCCUCACUAUGACUCAGUGGGAUUGCCAAACUUGACCAAGAUCCUUUAAUUUAGAUACAACCCCGAUUCCAAAAAAG
This is a messenger RNA of Neoarius graeffei (lesser salmon catfish), 647 nucleotides long. It is a transcript of the gene tmem234, whose product is annotated as transmembrane protein 234. The transcript has 5 exons. Bases 26 to 451 code for a protein of 141 amino acids. NCBI's taxonomy places the organism in Eukaryota, Metazoa, Chordata, Actinopteri, Siluriformes, Ariidae. The record is from RefSeq and is a predicted model, not a curated record.